CCCUACAGCACCAUGGGUCUGUUUGUCUCCAGGCUAAUGGAUGUAUUCUCACAGUUUUCUCAAGGCCACGCCAGGAUUUUAAUGCUCGGACUUGAUGCUGCAGGUAAAACGACGAUAUUAUACAAAAUCAAGCUGAACGAGAACGUGCACACGAUCCCGACUAUAGGGUUUAACGUGGAGACGGUCAGCCCGUGUAAGGGGAUCUCUUUCACAGUGUGGGACGUGGGCGGUCAGGACAAAAUCAGGCCUCUCUGGAGGCACUACUUUCAGAACACUGAAGGGUUGUUGUAUGUGAUAGACAGUGCUGAUAGGGAACGUUUGGAGGAGGCCAGAUACGAAUUGUCCACAAUCCUGGAGAGUGAUGAGAUGAAAGCCGUACCUGUCGUGGUCAUCGCCAACAAACAAGAUUUACCAGGUGCCAUGAGAGCAUCAGAAAUUGCCGAUGGACUGCAUCUCACGAAGAUGCGCGAUCGCAAGUGGUACAUCCAUGGAGCAUGCGCAGUAAAUGGUGACGGAAUCUACGAAUCAUUGAGCGAAAUGGCCAAUCUCGUAAAAGAGUUCAAACGGUCUCAAAGGGGAUAUUGAUAGCUUUUCGGAUAGUGUUAUUGGUGGGAUUUUUCUGAAUACACAGGCUCCCUACAUGUAUAGAUCACAAGGCCGCUGAGGAAUUAUCCCAUAAAAUUCCACAAAUCGAAACUGAAGGAGAAUUUCCACCUCGCGUGAUCCAACAAGAUGGAAACCGAGGCAUGUGAAAACUAAUUGUGCAAAUUCACGGUGUUAUGCUUUGGUGCUACUGCACCGCCGGACAUCAUUACACAGGAUUCGUGAACCCUUUUGUUCCCGCCGAAAAUUCAAUGGAGAAAAUCUAUUAUAACAGUGUGAACUCAAGCAGUUUACGUAGAUUAAAGACUGUUUAAAAUCUCAACCACACAAAAACUUCCUUGGACUUGUGAUUCCGUCUCAGGAAUGAUAAUUUGCCUUCUCGCUGAUUUAUCAGGAAUGAUUUUUCCACUGUAAGCCAACAGGGAUCCAUUGUAUAACAAACUGGUUGUAAUCAGUGUUUUAUUUAUUUAUUUAUUUGAUUUCGUGUGUUACACAGCACUCAAAAAUAUUUCACUUUUAUAUACGGUGGCUACCAGCGUUACAUGGUAAGAGGAAACCGGACAUAGCACGGGGGAAACUCGCAGCCAUCCGCGGGUUGCUGGGAGACCUUCCCACGCAUGCACGGCGGGAGAGGAGACAUCAAUGUUUUGGAUGAAGUUACAUUUUCUAUUGGCCAAAAAUGGAAAACUGAGUCAUUAUGGAUUUCUGUUUCAUGUUAUAUGUUUUUAAACAUUGAUGUAUAUAUGUUUUUAUAAAAAUGCACUGAUAACUGUACUUUAUAUCCGUUUUUACACCGUGCGAAACCAGUUUUACUACCAUGUUACCUUAUAACUGAAUAUCUAUAAUAUUCAGAUCUAUAACAAAAUCGAUCAUUAUAGACAGGUUCUAAUUUAAGAUUUUAAGGUUGUUUUCUAAAUUUUUGUAUGAAUUAGCUAUAUAGGCUUACGCUUGUGCAGAACUUUGUUCUGAUGCCUCAUGAUUUAUAAUUUGUUAUACCAAAAAGUCAUACCGCUUUUAUUUGUAAAUACUCGUUUG
Messenger RNA from Liolophura sinensis, 1638 nucleotides. RefSeq lists its product as uncharacterized. Lineage: Eukaryota; Metazoa; Mollusca; Polyplacophora; Chitonida; Chitonidae. The record is from RefSeq and is a predicted model, not a curated record. Gene Ontology annotation, molecular function: GTPase activity; GTP binding. The transcript is spliced from 4 exons. The coding region runs from base 13 to 585 and encodes 190 amino acids.